This is a messenger RNA of Stegodyphus dumicola, 443 nucleotides long. RefSeq lists its product as uncharacterized. NCBI's taxonomy places the organism in Eukaryota, Metazoa, Arthropoda, Arachnida, Araneae, Eresidae. The record is from RefSeq and is a predicted model, not a curated record.
AUGCACAGUAAUGUGUUCGUUGACGACAGCAUAAAGAAAAAACCGAACACUGUCACUUACUACAAUAGUACAAAAUGUGGCUUUGAUGUCGCAGAUCAGAUGCUGAGGAAAUAUAGUACAAGUAGUGGAAGUCGCAGAUGGCCUGUACAUGUUUUUUACAACGUCCUUGACAUUGCUGCACUCAAUGCUUGGAUUUUAUUCAAAGAAUCCUUGGGCACCUCUAUUUCCCGUCGAGAAUUUAUUCUUGCACUCGUGGAAGAACUACGAGUUGGUGCACUACGAUGCCCUCCAAUUGCUCAAAUACAGACACUUAAACGAAAGAAAUGUGCAUUUCAAAGUUGCAAGGGACAAAACAAGACUGUUGUCAGCUGUGAGGGAUGCCAGAAACCAAUUUGUGGUAAAUGUGUUGCUGUCACUGUCAAGCGUUCAUAUUGUAUCACCUG